This is a messenger RNA of Peniophora sp. CBMAI 1063, 1140 nucleotides long. NCBI's taxonomy places the organism in Eukaryota, Fungi, Basidiomycota, Agaricomycetes, Russulales, Peniophoraceae. The record is from the annotation of a GenBank genome assembly.
AUGGCUGUCGACUCCAGCUAUCCUCUGCUUCCGAUCACCAAUCUCCUAUGCGCCGCUCUGUUAUUCGUCUUACUAGUCAUUAACUUCCUCAGGAGGUCGCAAGCGUUCAAUCUGGCCGUCAAUAUACUCUCCGCCUGUUUAUUCUUGGACACACUGACCAAAGGAGUCAACAUGAUCGUCUGGGCGAACGACAACCAUCUCACCUUUCCGUUCAUUUACUGCGACAUAGUAUCGCAUACCCAGAUGUUCACGUUUGUCGCGAAGCCGGCCUGCACGCUACUGAUCACUCGUCAACUGUAUCAGAUCGUCUCUAUGACAUCGAUUGACGGCCCAUCUCUGCAGCGCCAUAAUGUCAUCUUCGAGCUUGCCUUCGGUUUGGGCUUGCCCGCUUUUGUUACCGGCGUCUUGUAUUAUAUCGUGCAACCUAAUAGAUUCGCGAUCGCCAAAGGGUUCGGCUGCCUCGAUGUCGUAUCCAAUACGGGCUACACAUGGAUGUUCAUAUACUCUUGGACCGUUGUCUUCCCACUGUUCUCUGUAGUGGUCUACUGCCCUCGCAUAGUCGUGUUUCUCAUGCAUCUGCGGCGACUUCGUAUCAACGUCCUCGAAGCAGGAUCCCUUGAGACGUCUAGCGUACGCUCAAAUGAUGAAGGCAUUCGUCUCCUCAUGCUCGUCUGUUUCGAUCUUUUCCUCUCUCUUCCCAUAGCCGCGGCAAACUACGGCUUUAAGAUCUGGAGCGCGAUCGAUCUGGGCGACGCCUUCACCUUCGACCCCGGUUGGACACGCGUUCACGAAAAUUGGGCGCCUGUCCUUGUCAAGUUCGAUCUUGACGAUCGCAUUGGUUUCCUCAUAGAUUAUUCAUCUGUGGUUUCGUCCAUCCUGGUUGGAUACGCCGUCUUCGCACUCUUUGGCUGCACGCCGCAGGCGCGCACGAUGUAUGCGCGCUUCUUCUGGGCAAUAGUGCGUUGUUGCAGAAGAAGGAAACCAGAGCGCCGUCGUUCUGUCGCGCUGCCUGCUAUGCGUUUCGAGGCCAGUAUCCUAGAAUCCAUCACGGUUUCGAUCGAGGUGCCGGUGACUAUCACGGCGAUACCCAGGGCGGCUAUAUUCAACUUCGACCAUCGUUCAGACAUCGCACGGGUUUAG